This is a messenger RNA of Enterospora canceri, 1200 nucleotides long. The record is from the annotation of a GenBank genome assembly. NCBI's taxonomy places the organism in Eukaryota, Fungi, Microsporidia, Enterocytozoonidae.
AUGAGAAUUGCACUGGUCUCAGACAUGUUCCACCCGGAAAAGGGAGGGGUUGAGACUCACAUUUUGACAAUGGCACUGAAAUACGUAGAGAUGGGACACCAGGUCAUUGUGGUGACGCAUGGUAGAGGAGGAAGCAGAGGAAUAGUCCAUUAUAGAGGAAUUAGAGUGUUUUACCUGAAUAUUCCAAUAAUGUGUAGGAACGUGGCAUGGCCCUGUCUAUUUAUUGGAUUCAAAUUAUAUAGGCAAAUAUUGAUUGACAAUGCCAUAGAAGUGGUACAUGGCCACCAAACACACAGUACAAUGACACUAGAAAUGAUAUAUCACGCUAGAAAGUUAGGAAUAAGGACAUUUUUGACAGAACAUUCAUUAUAUGACAUGGGGAAGUUAGAGCGCAUUCUGGCGGAUACAGUCAUUGGAUUUGUGCUGAAUGGUAUUUCAGGAGUCAUCUGCGUCUCUGAGGCAACAAAACAGAACAUCCAAACCAGAUUCAAAUGCAUCAAAUCUGACAAAUUAAGCGUAAUUCCAAAUGGAGUGGAUACAAACGUAUUCUACAAAAAUGAGAAAUACUCCUGUAAAGAAGGAGAGAGAACGAGAGUGUGCUUCAUGGGUAGAUUGGAGUAUAGAAAGGGCGUAAACAUCCUAAUUGAGGCAUUACCUGAAAUAUGCAAAAAUAAGAAUUUACAGGUUGAGAUUGUUGGAGAUGGACACAUGCGUGAUGACUUGCUCUGUGCCAUAGACCAGCACGAUCUACACAAUCAGGUCACCAUGCAUGGAUGUCUGAAUCAGUCAGAAAUGGCUGAAAUGAUGCGUAACAGUUCCAUUCUUCUGAAUACGUCACUGACUGAGAGCUUCUGCAUGGUCGUAGUUGAAGCACUUGCAUGUGGAAUGGAUGUGGUGACUACGAAUGUGGGUGGAAUAGCAGAAAUGCAAUGGAGAGAUCGUCUAUUCUUCUGUAAGCCCACAGCCUGUGACAUCAGAAUUCAAAUUGAAAAUGCUAUCAAAUCAAGAAAAAUCAACCAAAAUUUGGAUGAAAUCGCCUCUGAAUUCUUAUGGGACAAUAUCGCUCAAACUACGCUUGAACUGUACAGAAACGCAAGACCAAUCGCGUUCUCCAACCACCUGACUCCACUCAUCACCUGGCAAUCACUGAUCUUCCUGAUCAUUUUCCUGAUUGACCAUUUUGUUUGUUAUUUGUUUUAG